CGCACUGCCUCCCAUCCCUUUCCUUUCCCCCAGAUCGCCACCGACGCUCCCGAGUUCAUGGAGAGCCUCCAUCGCCACCGAUCCCCAGGCUCCAACCGUUUCCUUGGCGUCUUCUUCCCGUCUCCUCCCGCCCACGAAGCCGCGGACGCCGCCGUGGAACUCCACGAAUCCGACGUCUUGUGGACCUCCACCGCAGAAGGCCCUCCUCCGUCCGCAUCGCCGAGCGGCGAUGGCGAUGCCCUCCUCUCCCCUUCCUCCAGGGUCGCCCUCCGCCGCCCUCCAGACCGCUCGUUCGGAAUCCUCGCCGCGCUCCCGGAGGAUGACGCGAGUGACUCCCCCUCCUCCGUUGUCGCCGUUGGCCCUCAUCUUAUCCGGAGGAAACCGUCGAUUUCUUCCGCGUCCUCCUCGGCUUCCAAUUCCCCGUCGCCCGCUUCCGCGGCCGCUGCGCGGAUGAUCCCCUCGAUUCAGAAGCCGAAGCCGAGAGGGAGAGCGCAACAAACUCACUCACUUCCGGUCAAUGUGCCGGUUAUUCCUCGGAGAUCGAGACGAUUCGAGACGGAGGAAAAUGGUGGAGUCGGUGACGGAAACGUGAAUGAUCACGAGAUGCUGCCGCCUCACGAGAUCGUUGCCAGGAGCAGUGGGAGGGGGUCGCCCAAGACAACCUUCUCGGUUCUGGAAGGAGCCGGGAGGACGCUCAAAGGAAGAGAUCUGCGGCGCGUCCGGGAUGCUGUUUUUAGGCAGACGGGGUUUCUCGAAUGAUAUGGUGAAAGAGUAGCAACGAAAUCGUUUAAUAAUGAUUUGUAUAAGUUUUGCUGUUGAAGAAACUCAGUGGCUGAUGGCAACAUCCUUCUAAUCUCUUGCUCUUUCCAAAGAUCUUCAAGGAGACAUAUUUCUGUCCUUAGAAGUCUGUAAAGACGACUGGAUUGAACUCAAUAUGCUAAUAACAGCCCAACCAAUCCCCACCUUUGAUAAUAGAUGCUUCGGAAGGAAAUUAUUUUACAACUUGAAUCUCUUCCGCAUCUUCUCUUUGUUUGGGUUUAUUUGUAUGGAUAUCUAUCUUAGUGACAUAAGAUGCUUCAAUUUCAUACUAAAAGCAUUACUUAUGAUAAAAAAAUUGUCAAUUUUUAAGGCAAUUUUGAUACUGUGACUCAUCAUAAUGGCCAUACAAUAUUGGUUUUGUAUU
Messenger RNA from Zingiber officinale, 1183 nucleotides. RefSeq lists its product as uncharacterized. The record is from RefSeq and is a predicted model, not a curated record. Bases 58 to 759 code for a protein of 233 amino acids. The transcript is spliced from 2 exons. Lineage: Eukaryota; Viridiplantae; Streptophyta; Magnoliopsida; Zingiberales; Zingiberaceae.